Molecule: messenger RNA, 3918 nt
Organism: Gymnodraco acuticeps
Lineage: Eukaryota; Metazoa; Chordata; Actinopteri; Perciformes; Bathydraconidae
Gene: slc71a2b
Product: major facilitator superfamily domain containing 14Bb
Exons: 12
Coding region: 305-1750 (481 amino acids)
Biological process (GO): transmembrane transport
Cellular component (GO): membrane
Molecular function (GO): transmembrane transporter activity
Source: RefSeq, a predicted model, not a curated record
AUUUAACUGUAACCGACGACAAGGAGUUGACUGCACCGCUCAGCCGGGGCACCCUGGUGUAAAAAAACUCGGCGACAUUAGGGUCAGUUAUAAUCAGAGCAGAGGAAUUUUGGUAAAAGCAAGACGCAGAGCCUUCACGGUUUACCGCUUGCGUUUACCGGUUACAGACUUUAAAGUCCAUGAUAGCGCAUACACGUAGUUGUAAUUCACACAGCAGCGGGACACCCUGGAAGAGACGGAGAAACCACAGGAGGAUGCCGAGCAACAAGGACUCGAUGUAAACAUUAUUACGGCAAGAUGUGAGAUGAACCGGGAGAAAACGGCAACCGAGGCCAACGACAACAUGUUGGUCCGGGCAUCGCAAGGCCGAGGCCGGGCCAAAGUGACUCAUGCGGUGGUGGUGAUCUUCCUGGAGUUCUUCGCCUGGGGGCUGCUGACCACACCCAUGCUGACCGUCCUCCGUGAGACGUUUCCUCAGCACACCUUCCUCAUGAACGGCCUGGUUCACGGUGUGAAGGGCUUCCUGUCGUUCCUGUCGGCUCCUCUGAUUGGUGCACUGUCGGACAUCUGGGGCAGGAAGUCCUUCCUCCUCAUGACAGUCUUCUUCACCUGUGCCCCCAUCCCCUUCAUGAGGAUCAGCCCCUGGUGGUAUUUCGCUCUGAUAUCAGUCUCGGGGAUCUUCGCAGUGACAUUCUCAGUGAUCUUCGCCUACGUAGCCGACAUCACCGAGGAGCACGAGAGAAGCACGGCUUACGGACUGGUCUCUGCAACCUUCGCGGCCAGUUUAGUGACGAGCCCAGCCAUCGGGGCCUACCUGUCGGCGCAGUACGGGGACAGCCUGGUGGUGCUGCUGGCCACGGUGAUAGCUGUGCUGGACAUCGCCUUUGUGUUCUUCGUGGUCCCCGAGUCGCUGCCAGACAAGAUGAGGCUGACGUCCUGGGGCUUCCCCAUCUCCUGGGAGCAGGCCGACCCGUUUGCUUCCCUGCGUCGUGUGGGGAAAGACAGCACGGUGCUGCUGAUCUGCGUCACAGUGUUCCUGUCCUACCUGCCCGAGGCUGGCCAGUACUCCAGCUUCUUCCUCUACCUGAAACAGGUGAUUGAGUUUUCUCCUGCAGCAAUCGCUGCCUUCAUCGCCAUGGUGGGGAUCCUCUCUAUAGUCGCUCAGACUCUCUUCCUUAGUGUUUUGAUGAGGACCAUUGGUAAUAAGAACACAGUUCUCCUGGGUCUGGGCUUCCAGCUCUUCCAGCUGGCCUGGUACGGCUUCGGCUCCGAGCCAUGGAUGAUGUGGGCAGCAGGAACAGUAGCAGCCAUGUCCUCCAUCACCUUCCCAGCAGUCUCUGCUCUGGUGUCACACUGCGCAGCACCUGACCAGCAAGGUGUGGCCCAGGGGAUGAUCACAGGUAUCAGAGGUCUAUGUAACGGCUUAGGACCGGCUCUCUACGGCUUCAUCUUCUUCCUAUUCAACGUGGAGCUGAAUGACGUCCCGCACGUGGCAGGAAGACCCCCACAGCACAAAGAGAAGGCCAUGAUCCCCGGUCCUCCCUUCCUGUUCGGAGCGUGCGCCGUGUUUUUUGCUCUCAUUGUUGCCUUCUUCAUCCCAGAUGACCACCGACUGGUCGACGGCAAGACCUGCUCCACCCGCAAAUCCAGCAGCGCCUCCACCGCACACGCUCAGAGUGCUAGCCCUCUGGCCACGCCCACCAGUGACGCAGAGGACAUCGAGCCGCUCCUACAGGACAGCAGCAUGUGACUGACAAGCAGUCCAGCCAAUCACGGUGCAGCGGCCUUGAGCACAGUCUGCUAGACCUGCCCUCCCCUUCAGAAUAAACUUUUUUAUUUUUUUUAUUUUUUCAGAUACAGACUGUCCCGUCAAGGAACGUUAGGCGGCAAUCACACUGACAAGUUUAAUUUCUUUACAUGAUGCAUGGUAUUUAUUUCCUUAUGUUUAUGUUGCGCUAAUUGAUUUUAAUUAUAUUCAGAUUGGUCUAAAAUGUAGCUUCAACAUUUGAAAUCUCAACGGACUGGUUGUUUUAGUCUGCUACUUCCAGUUCUAUUUUCUUUUUGAUGAAAACAAAAACAGAAUUCAUUACAUUUAGCCUGUAUGUUCGAUUGGGCGACAGUACAUGAGUCCGAGAAAGAUGACAAUGUUGGUCAAGAUCAAAUUAUUAUUAUGAAUUUGAAUCACUCAAACACCAGGACUAUAGCUUGUCCUUCCAUGUCAGUGAACUAGUUUUGGAUCCUUAGACUUUAACCUCCAUCCGGUAGAGAUGCGUGAUGGAGGUAGUCAUGGGAACAGAUGUAACCUUGGAUAUAGUUUGCUGAAGUGUAACGUACCAUGCAUAUCACUCACAUUUUUAAAGCCUUCAGUCUGGUUGCCGCCUAAUAUCUCACUUUAAGAGUCAUAUUGCCUCUGUGUGCAUCUGCACCUAGCUCCACCCGUCAGGUCUGCAGAGGUCAGCAGAUCAAACACCCCUCACAUGCAAUGAGGGACAACAAGAAGCUACCGACUGUUUAACUUGAAACUUCAUCACGACGGGAGAUAAGGCGGAUCUGCUGGGCAUUGUGGGAUAUGACACGGGAGAUGGUGUUAUAUCAGUGGAUAAACAGUUACCAAGACAACGGACUGUCGACCACACUGAGCAUGUGCAAGAUCCGAACAGCUGUGACAUCAUCCUCUACUGCUGUUGGUUUUCAUAUUGAGGAAGAACUAGGAAAAUGAGACGACGGUUGAUUUUAGGCGCGCUUGUACGGAGCUGGGGAGGUGUCAUAGAGGGAGGGGGUGGCUUUCUGAGAACCAUUUAUUGAUUUAUGCUCUGAAUGUAAUGUUAUUUUGCCUCCUCCUCUCUUGGGAUGAUAGGAAUGAGUCUCUCUAGCACAUUUCUCUGGAACCUGAUGUAUUUGCUGCCCCUGUGGUAGCUAAAACCUGAAGCCCAUUAGGAAAGCAUAUCAUUAAGGAAACGCUUCCUCGCAUGCUUUUCUGAACGCUGAUGCCCCACCACAUGCAGCUGGUUUCCUUUUUAUUCUUUGCGCCCUUGCUGCUCAGACAGCCUCUAUCCACCCCUGCUGUUAAAUCAAUUGAAUCUCAAAGACAAAACAACGUUGUGUUUAACAGAACAAAUAUGGAGUAUAUCAGUAGAGUCUCAGAUCCGUUAUAGUCUGUCUAGUGAGAAACUUGUAUUAAAUCCAGAGCAUAAAUGAGUAAAUCCAGAUGUUCCCUCCAUCACACCCCCCGGCUCAGUGCGCUUCAUUCAUCUCACCAGAUCACGUUUUAUUAUCGGGUCUAUCGCCCUCUCCUCGUCUGUUCUUCUGGUGUUUAAAUACUUGAAGUGUGUUACGCCUGUCAGUUAUUUCCAGGCUCUGAAACUGCCCCUCAAGGUAGGACGAAUCAAGCGCUCCAGCGAGGAACUGAUGUUCUUUGUCUGACUUUGACCUGUGCAGCUAACACUCUGUUUUCCUCGUCUGUAGUCAGAUUUUUAAACAACGAAAAAGUCCCGACUCCAGCCUGGGGGUUGUUGACCAAAUUGUGCCAUUUAUUUUCUUGUUGAGUUUUCUGUUUCUAUUCUUUUGUCACUUUGUUCUGAUGUUUUUAAGAAAUGUCUUUCCCAAAAAGAACACCCUCUCUUAGAAUCACAGAGAACAAACGGCCAAUAGUGUCCCUCUCUGGUUAGAUGUGAUCUAAAAGACCCCCCCCCCCCCCCCAUAACUUUCACACCAGUGCAUGCUGGGACAGUCACCAUGUCCAUUGAUGGAUGUGAUGUUUAAAGGACUACAUCGAUGUCUUGUAACCUGUUACUUUAUCUUUUUGCACACCCGUCUUCAUUAAAUCACCUUGUUUGACGUCACAUGGUCGGCCUGUAGAGAGAGCAGACUCAAAUAUUUCCUGUUAUUAUAAAUUGGUUAAAUAUAUGUGUGCUUCUA